CUCAUAUUUACAGUCUCUGGUCUCUCCAUGUAACGAGGAGAAGUCCUUGUUUUGAUCCUUCUUCAAUCCUUCUCAUCAAGAUGAAGUCUUCAGCUGAUCAUCCUGAUGUUUGGAUGUUCAGUAAAUGCACUUGGUUGACACUAUCAUUGCUGAUUCUCCUGAUGAACGUCUCCACAGGUCAAACUCUGACAUGUGGUCCAUACGAGUAUGAGACACCUGGUGGAUGCUGUCCUAUGUGUCCACCUGGAGGUCGAGUUUAUGAAGACUGCACAGAGUCCAGAAGUACUCUCUGUGAGCCCUGCCCUGAAGGAACCUUUAUGGACCAUCGGACUUACCGUACACAGUGCUACAUCUGUAAAAGCUGUGAUGAAGGUUCUGCUCUGAAGAUGAAGACGUCGUGUACGAUAGUAUCAGACACAGUUUGUGAACCUCUGGAAGGAUUUUACUGCUCAGACUCUAGAAAGGACGACUGUGAGGAAGCAAGGAAACACAGACGCUGUAAACCAGGAGAAUACAUCAGAGUACACGGAACUUCCUCCACAGACACCGUGUGCUCGACCUGCUCUGAUGGAACAUUUUCAAACGGGACGUUUACAUCUUGUCAGAAUCACAAACAAUGUGAAUCAGAGGGUCUGCUGCUGCUGAGAGCAGGAACUAAGACAGAGGACGCUCAGUGUGGAGGAAAAGUGUCACACAGGACUGCACUGAUUAUCUGUGUUGUUGUUGUUGUUGUUGUUGUUGUUGUUGUUGUUGUUGUUGUUGUUGUUGUUGUGAUGUUUUUAGUCUUUGUACUCAGAAUGUUUUAUUUCAGACCGAGAAGGAUAAUUAGACAUCUAAUCUCAGGAAACAGAAGACAAUCAGGAAUCUACUACCAGGUGUGAAUUCAGGACAAUCAUCUCAGGAGAAUCUGAUGUCAGAUGACGUCGAAGACGGUGCAGAGUGAAUCAUCUCCAGGAUCCUGUUCUGGUCCAGCUGCUGAAUCCUGACACACUGUUGAUAUCUAUUUAUAUUUAUAUGUAUAUAUGUGUUUAUAUCUGUUUUUAUAUCUGUUCCAGUUUUGUUUCUGAGACGAUGAUUGAACACAAACACUUUCAUCAGCGCUCCAUCGGCUCUCUCACCAUCAAGUUUAAAUAUUUUAGAAAUUAAAGAUUGUCUCUUUUAUUUCUUGGGCCGGCUGUGGUUCAGUGGUGGUCGGUCGUCUCCCAAGUGAAAGGUUGUGGGUUCGAUCCCCAGCUCCUGCAGCAACAUGUUGAUGUUUCUUUGGACAAAACAUUUAACCCCAAAUAACUCCCUCUGCUGCAUCAUCAGGGUGUGAAUGUGUAAAGAUGAGUGUGAGCUGAGAUGAGAUCAGAUGUUUUUAUUAUGAUUUUUAUUAUAUUUUUAUUUACUUUUGGGUUUGUAAAAAAGCCUUUGUUGCACUUUAUGUUAAAAUAAUUCAUGUGAUGUAUUUCUGUUAAACUCUUUAUUUCUGAUUGAACUAAAUGUAUGACACGA
This is a messenger RNA of Labrus mixtus (cuckoo wrasse), 1494 nucleotides long. RefSeq names its product tumor necrosis factor receptor superfamily member 5-like. The coding region runs from base 81 to 881 and encodes 266 amino acids. The transcript is spliced from 10 exons. Gene Ontology annotation, biological process: immune response; apoptotic process; positive regulation of T cell migration. Lineage: Eukaryota; Metazoa; Chordata; Actinopteri; Labriformes; Labridae. Gene Ontology annotation, molecular function: transmembrane signaling receptor activity; protein binding. The record is from RefSeq and is a predicted model, not a curated record. Gene Ontology annotation, cellular component: external side of plasma membrane; membrane.